Fusarium coffeatum is the source of this 2145-nucleotide messenger RNA. RefSeq lists its product as uncharacterized. NCBI's taxonomy places the organism in Eukaryota, Fungi, Ascomycota, Sordariomycetes, Hypocreales, Nectriaceae. The record is from RefSeq and is a predicted model, not a curated record. The transcript has a single exon. The coding region runs from base 1 to 2145 and encodes 714 amino acids.
AUGGACGGCCACGCCAGCCAGCAACCCCCAUCGCAGACCGUCAGAGGCGAUGAUGCUGCUCAAUCUCGGCGCUCAGAACAUGAGCCCGGCAGCACAAAGAGACGUGGGCGACCUCGCGGAUCUAAGAACAAGCCCAGGGAUACAGCUCCCCAGAGUGAGGGGCUCCAGCUCCGGAACAGGGCUGUUCUUCCUGUACCGCAGCAUGAAUCCCACGCCAACGGCGACGAUGCUCAAGAUGAUCAAGCCAUCCACGAGAGUGGAAGCGAACACGAUGACUAUGCCUCUGAGGAAAAAAGUAUCGAUUUACACAAGAAGACGUUUCGGGAGGGCAUGCAGAAAAUGGCGCGAGCCAUUAAGGAUUUGAGUCCUAUCACGAGAGAGACUUUGGAAUCUCAACGUCUGCUCUCUCCUUCGGGUGGUGGCGGAGUGACAGCUAUCUUGGACCAGACCAGCGAGGAACAUUUCGACGGGGCCUGGGAAUGCAGUGUGGAAAAAGCAGCCAUAGAUCAUUACCCAGGCCGUGCGAACACUUUCCUAUCAGUGUGGAGGCUGUCUCUGCGACUCUUUGGAGUCGACCCCUUGACUCUUGUUUCCCUGCACCAAGACGUCAAAUUCGACAACAGCGCUAGCGACCCUUUCGAGCACCUUGGCGAGACGAAAAGAAACCCUCUCUGGACGAUUGACUUUUGUAAACGCCUCGAGCUGAUCAUGGUACAUCCUCUUUUCUCAGACGAGAACGCCUUCAGGUUCAUUCCUAUCAUCAUUCGAUGGGCCGUGAUUUGCAGGGCGGACGACGGCCAAGGCUUCACCGAUAAGCAACAUCGUCUCCUUGACGAUUUCCACUGCGGCGACCUCCGCCCUGCAAAUGGUCUUGGGGUGGUGGUCGAGCGCUUCCUCGAACAUCAGCGCAUGCGAAAGGACGACGGGCUGGUUGUAUCGAGGCAGGCGAAGUUGAUGUGCCUCGUCGCUGGUCUUGCGAAGACUACCGAAGAACCGUCGGAAACGGACGUCACCCGGGUCAAGACUCGAGAUUUGUCAAUCAUCGUCAAGGCCCUAGAUACCUUGGAGAAUGGUACAAUGACAACUUCCUGUGAGAUGUACCAUCUGAUAUACUCUACCUGUCAAGACCCGCGAGGCUAUCCGACGGGGAUGGUUGGAUUGCUAGAGGCUUACAAAAUGUCUUGGAUCAAGCUUCAGCGACGCAAAACCUCCGACCGAAUCCGAUCAGACACAGACAUCCCUGGAGGAAGACCAGGUGAGCUCAGUGUUGGCUGUGCUGAAGAGAGAGCCUCCGCAAUGGCAGACCACGAUACCGUCAGCGAAGGGCGCAACGGCCGAGUCUCGGAGACCAGUAGCAAGUCUGCCCGAACUGUCAUUUAUCACCGCAACCGAUCACCGUCCAUCCUCGAAGAUGGUGAAGUCGACGAGGGCACUGAGCCACCCGUCCCCAGCCUGACGGGUAACGAUUACAUCCACGAGUCCCGAAGAUGCUUGAUUGGAAGUCGCCAGGGUGCAGAACCCGUUGUUGCCAGCGAUGCCGACGACCAGCACCUGCAUGAAUCUCGACGGAGCCUCAUUGGACGCAAUCGUGGUCCAGCGAGUAUCUCUCGGAAUAUCCCUGGGGACCCUCCUAUGAAUGACAACAAGUCAUUCUUGAAUCAGGGUACCGUUCAAACUGGCCCCUUGGCGGGGGCAAUCAUGUCAGGCUUCGGAAGCAACACGAGACACGCUGGUGUUGAUGCCCAAGGAAUGGUCAACCCCGCCACUGUCAAAAGGGAACCGAAUCAAGACUUGGAACAAGAAGAAGAGUCGAGCUUUGUCGACAUCGACAAAGUUUUUGGUGGAGCUAAUGGCCAUCGGACAGCAGGGCCGUCAGCCACGUCUAACAGGGUUAACGAACCAGCGAUGCGGCCAAAUCAAGCCCGAAAAAGACCGUCCCGAGGUCAUCGCGAACAGAGGCCGCCGAAAAGGCAGAAUACCCAAGGGGCUCAUCAUGGGCAAAGCCAACAGGCGGGGGGCAGAGACAAGAACACCGGUCGUGGGAAGAAUGGUGCAGGUCACCAGGGAGGGUUCCAGGCACCACCGACUCAACCGCCGAACGGUCCAAGAGCUUGGAGAUUGGAGCAGAGAUUCAAGGGGAAGUAA